Cuculus canorus (common cuckoo) is the source of this 3526-nucleotide messenger RNA. RefSeq names its product leucine zipper protein 2 (gene LUZP2). The record is from RefSeq and is a predicted model, not a curated record. The transcript has 12 exons. Bases 240 to 1277 code for a protein of 345 amino acids. NCBI's taxonomy places the organism in Eukaryota, Metazoa, Chordata, Aves, Cuculiformes, Cuculidae.
GCGAGCACCAGCGCUGCCUUCAGGAGGCGGCGGGGCUGUGUGGGCUUGGCAGCUCGCUCAGCCUCGUGACAUCACUCCCGGAGCUUAAAUCCCGGUCGGAGCUUCCCUUCUUUAUUCGGCUGUUGGGGUUGGCCUUGCUCCCGAGGAGCUCGGACCCUCCUGCAGCGCGGCGAGCAUCUUCCCCGGCCAAGGGGAGAGAGGCGGUGCGAGGAGCAGAGCAGAAACGGGGGAGCUCCAGGAUGAAAUUCCUCUCGGCUUAUUACUUGCUGCCUCUCUUUCCUGCACUGGUCUUCAGCGCUAGACAGGGCUAUGAAGAACUGGAAAGACAGCUGAAAGAAGUUUUUAAGGAAAGGAGUAAUAUCCUUCGUCAACUAUCAAAGACUUCUAAAGAGCUUGAAGGAAUUAAAGUAAACCUCCAGUCUUUGAAAAAUGAUGAAGCAUCAGCCAAAAGUGAUGUGCAGAAACUUCUGGAAAUGGGCCAAAAGCAAAGGGAAGAAAUGAAAUCUCUCCAGGAGGCCUUUCAAAAGCAACUUAAUGAGGCAACUGAGAAAGCAGAAAAGCAGCAGGCUACCGUUAACUUUUUGAAGACUGAAAUGGAAAGAAAGAGCAAAAUGAUCCGCGACCUCCAGAAUGAGAACAAAAGCCUCAAAAACAAGCUCCUGUCAGGAAACAAGCUUUGUGGUAUUCAUGCAGAAGAGUCAAAAAAGAUCCAAGCCCAGCUGAAAGAGCUUCGUUACGGGAAAAAGGAUUUGAUUUUUAAGGCACAACAGCUAACAGAUCUGGAGCAAAAACUAGCAGUCGCAAAAGAUGAAUUGGAAAAGGCAGCCCUUGACAAGGAGUCACAGCUGAAAGCUUUGAAGGAGACCGUUCAGCUUUGCCUGUCUUCCGUUCUGCACAAUCAGCCUCCUGCUAAGAACGUAAUCCCUUCAAAACCAGCUGAGAAGCUGACAUCCCCGGUUACAAAGGGCUCCAAAGUUCCAUUUCCAAUGACAAGCACCAAGGUCCAGCGAAAUGUCUCAGCAGAGAAAGAGAAUCUUCACAUGGCCUCGAGAAAGGAAGAAAACCAGAGCAUCCAGGAGUGCGAUUCUCAAGAUGUUGGCAAGACGUGUUUGGGGAAUCGCAAUAAUUCAACAUCUCAUUUGAAGACAGCAGACACAGAGACAAGCUUUCAGAAGUUGCACAGCCCUCCAUGGACAAAAACCGAAGAUAAAGAAUCACCUGAAAGAAAUGAGAAAAAAAUUGAAGAGCCUGUUAGUACAAAAGAAGAAAAACUCUAAGCACUACUAAUCUACAAUAUAAAUGCCCAUCAUUUGCUUCCAUCUUCAUAUUGUUUUUAGUCCAGAGGCAUGAAAUGUACCAGGUUUCUAAAGCAUGCAUUUCCCACUAUUUUAUGAAUGUUUGUAAAUUAGUCUAGAAUAGACCAAUUAGUAUAUUUCAGCAAUAAUCCAAAAUGGAUGUUUGAAGAAAUGCUUUGUUGUACACUGGUUUUUGAACUGUUGUUCAGCCUGAUCAGUAACUGCAUACUAUAAAUUAGUUUCUUUGUAAACAACAGCCAUUCUCAAGUAUUUUCUCAGUCUGUUCUAUUUCAUGUACCUUCAUGGCAGAUUAGGUUUUAAAAGAAGUUAAGAAUUAAGGGGGAGUUAACAUGGGGAAAAAAUAAUAUGUAAACAUGGUUGAAAUACAAUACAACUCAUAAGAGUAACUGUAAAAAUGGAACAGUAGGAGUCCAUGUAUACUUACCUUUCAGUAAUACCGUUUCAGAUCUUCUUACUCAAACAAUAAAAGACGUUUGGUUGAGUUUUUUUCCUAAAUGAUAUCACAACUAGUCCAUUUUUGAGCACUGAAGCAUUGACAAAAAUGCAGAAUUAAAGAGAUGGCAAUAGAGAGUCCUGGCUUUUAGGACCCAGGCAAAAGGUUUUGUAGGUGGAACCGAGUUAAAAUUUUGCAGCUUUGGUACGGUCACAGGAAGUUAGUUGCAGCCCUUAUUUAUGCUGUUCUCAGCAGGAUAAAUAUACUUUAAAUGGUAAAACAACAUUUUGUCUGCUACUAAUGGCCUUUGAUCACUACAGCAGAGGGAAGCAUUUUGGUAGGGGUAAACUCUGUGACUCCUAGGGAUCUUCAAGUUUCUCGUGGCUCACAUACAAGAAAGCAGAAGGAAAGAGAGGAUGGUGAGAAUGUUUUUGCUUCUUUGUGUAUAUAUCAUUACUGGUCUAAUUUAGGAAUUCAUAUGCCUCAUCUUUUUGAGAUGCAAAUCUUUCAUGAACUAGUGCCUUAGGAACAGUUAAUAGCCUGAUGCAAUGCUUUUAUGCUUUCCUCUUGCAUGAAGUGUUUUAAGUAGUGGUAACUUGUAAGUGCUCACCUUUCUUUUACUACACACAGCAGAGCAUUACAACUUUUUCUAGACUGAAAGUAGUUUACUUAUAUCAUUUUGCUUUUCCUCGCUUUUUUGAAGCACUUUAAAAGGCAAACAGACAAAUUCUUAUUUCUUUUAGUGGUGAUCUCUGCUCCAGUUUUAGCUUUUAAGAUUUUACCUGUCCUUCAACAAUCUCAUCCAGUAGCUGUCUAUUCCUUGCGAAUUCCUAGUGUGAAUAAUAUUUCACACUGAUGUUUUGUAUGUGUACUCCUCUAUUCCAGGGCAGCUAUUGCAGAACAGUAGAUUUCUCUGCCUGGGGAAGUUUCAACAGCUUAAAAAGAAAAGAAACUCAUAAGCUGACCAAAUGAUGGCAAAGUACUGCUCAGCAAACUUGCACUACUCUCAAAGAAAAGAUUAUCCAUGUUAAGUGUUAAAAUAAGUAAAAUCCUAGCCACAAAAGUAGUAAGAAAAGAGAUGUGUUUUUUUCACAUGUGAUCCUAAAGCAAAUCAUCAUCAAAUCACACUUAAUCAAAUACAAUAUGAAUUUGUAUCAGGCAGUCAAGGGCCGCAUAGCAGACAUUUGCUGCAUUUCAGCGCAUUUCAGUGCAUUUCACAAAGCUGGCCACAAAGACAAUCUGCUGUAUUUCAGAAUUUUCAGUGAGCAAAAGACUUGUGAUCCUGUCAUAUCUACAGCUGCCACUGAUUUCUAGUUAUGUCAAAACCGACAUUUCUUUUCACACAGCACACCUUUAUUUAAAUAUCUGAAGUGUGGACUGAAAAGGUCACUGAAACUGUUUCAUAGAAUCAUAGAAUCAUAAAAUGGUUUGGGUUGAGAGCGACCGUAAAGAUCACCCAGUUCCAACCCCCGUGCCGUGGGUAAGGACACCUCCCACUGGAUGAGGCUGCUCAAGGCCCCACACGUUUCAGUCAUCUGUCUAGAAAGGUCAUCGAUCUGCACACCUAUCCCAGAGGAAUGAGGUAAGCUGUCCGACUUGGCAUUCAUUUUACCUUUCUGAAGAGUUUAGCAGUGCUGACAACACACCUACUACUGUUAUAACUGCUUAUUACUGCUGUGUCAAGAGAUGGCAUGGGGUUGGUGUCCAUAACAUGAAAAUAAUUGUAACCUUAUAAGUCAGCAACAGUAUAGCUUGGUGGGUUUUUUUGGACAUAUGU